AUGGGAGAAGGGGAUGGAAUCUGGGAGAAGGGGAUGGAAUCUGGGAGAAGGGGGUGGAAUCUAGGAGAAGGGGGUGGAAUGUGGGAGAAGGGGAUGGAAUGUGGGAGAAGGGGAUGGAAUCUGGGAGAAGGGGAUGGAAUCUGGGAGAAGGGGAUGGAAUCUGGGAGAAGGGGAUGGAAUCUGGGAGAAGGGGAUAGAAUCUGGGAGAAGGGGAUGGAAUCGGGAAGAAGGGGAUGGAAUCUGGGAGAAUGGGAUGGAAUCUGGGAGAAGGGGAUGGAAUCUGGGAGAAGGGGAUGGAAUCUGGGAGAAGGGGAUGGAAUCUGCGAGAAGGGGAUGGAAUCUGGGAGAAGGGGAUGGAAUCUGGGAGAAGGGGAUGGAAUCAGGGAGAAGGGGAUGGAAUCUGGGAGAAGGGGGUGGAAUCUGGGAGAAGGGGGUGGAAUCUGGGAGAAGGGGGUGGAAUCUGGGAGAAGGGGAUGGAAUCUGGGAGAAGGGGAUGGAAUCUGGGAGAAGGGGAUGGAAUCUGGGAGAAGGGGAUGGAAUCUGGGAGAAGGGGGUGGAAUCUGGGAGAAGGGGAUGGAAUCUAGGAGAAGGGGAUGGAAUAUGGGAGAAGGGAAUGGAAUCUGGGAGAAGGGGAUGGAAUCUGCGAGAAGGGGAUGGAAUCUGGGAGAAGGGGAUGGAAUCUGGGAGAAGGGGAUGGAAUCUGGGAGAAGGGGGUGGAAUCAGGGAGAAGGGGAUGAAAUCUGGGAGAAGGGGAUGGAAUCUGGGAGAAGGGGAUGGAAUAUGGGAGAAGCGGAUGGAAUCUGGGAGAAGGGGGAGAAGGGGGUGGAAUGUGGGAGAAGGGGAUGGAAUGUGGGAGAAGGGGAUGGAAUCUGGGAGAAGGGGAUGGAAUCUGGGAGAAGGGGAUGGAAUCUGGGAGAAGGGGAUGGAAUCUGGGAGAAGGGGAUAGAAUCUGGGAGAAGGGGAUGGAAUCGGGAAGAAGGGGAUGGAAUCUGGGAGAAUGGGAUGGAAUCUGGGAGAAGGGGAUGGAAUCUGGGAGAAGGGGAUGGAAUCUGGGAGAACGGGAUGGAAUCUGCGAGAAGGGGAUGGAAUCUGGGAGAAGGGGAUGGAAUCUGGGAGAAGGGGAUGGAAUCAGGGAGAAGGGGAUGGAAUCUGGGAGAAGGGGGUGGAAUCUGGGAGAAGGGGGUGGAAUCUGGGAGAAGGGGGUGGAAUCUGGGAGAAGGGGAUGGAAUCUGGGAGAAGGGGAUGGAAUUUGGGAGAAGGGGAUGGAAUCUGGGAGAAGGGGAUGGAAUCUGGGAGAAGGGGGUGGAAUCUGGGAGAAGGGGAUGGAAUCUAGGAGAAGGGGAUGGAAUAUGGGAGAAGGGAAUGGAAUCUGGGAGAAGGGGAUGGAAUCUGCGAGAAGGGGAUGGAAUCUGGGAGAAGGGGAUGGAAUCUGGGAGAAGGGGAUGGAAUAUGGGAGAAGCGGAUGGAAUCUGGGAGAAGGGGGUGGAAUCUAGGAGAAGGGGGUGGAAUGUGGGAGAAGGGGAUGGAAUUUGGGAGAAAGGGAUAGAAUCUGGUAGAAGGGGAUGGAAUCUGGGAGAAGGGGAUGGAAUCUAG
Molecule: messenger RNA, 1593 nt
Organism: Closterium sp. NIES-65
Lineage: Eukaryota; Viridiplantae; Streptophyta; Zygnematophyceae; Desmidiales; Closteriaceae
Source: the annotation of a GenBank genome assembly